GGAAGUUCUUUUCCAAAAUGGCGAGAAAGGACACGUGUCUUUUGACAAAGGGGUUGGCUGUUUUUUGCCUUUUCGUGCUCUUCUCUGCAAGUUUUGUCCAUAGUGCUGGCAAAAUCCUUGUGCUAGUCGAUAAUAUUAACACGCAGGAUACACAUUCGAUUUUUUUAAACUCGUUAAAAGAUAAAGGUUUUGAGGUGAAAAUCAAACUAGCGGAUGAUGCAGCCCUUAGCCUAAGCAGAUAUGGAGAAUUUUUGUAUGAUCACUUGCUGUUGUUGUCCCCAUCUGUUGAAGAAUUUGGAGGCUCUGUAAGUGUGAGUGCUAUAACUGAAUUCAUCGAUGCUGGCCGCAAUGUUCUUGUUGUUGGAAGCUCUGAUAUUGGGGAUCCAAUUCGAGAACUUGCUGGUGAAUGCGGUGUUGAAUUUGAUGAGGAAAAAACAGCUGUUAUUGAUCACAUCAGCUAUGAUGUCUCAGAUGAGGGUGAACACACCAAGAUUUUAUCAGCUCCUUCAAACCUUCUUAAAAGUCCUCUGAUUGUUGGACAAGCCCCAGCAGAACCACUUCUUUUUAAAGGUGUUGGAAUGACUGUUGAUCCAGACAAUCCUCUUCUCUUGGAAGUGCUAACAGCUUCAUCGUCGUCAUAUUCCUAUCACAUUGACAUUCCCAUAUCAGAAUACCCUCAUGCUGUGGGCAAGAGCACCUUGUUGAUCACAGCAAUGCAAGCUCGAAACAAUGCUCGUGUAGUGUUUGCCGGCUCUUUAGAUUUCUUCAGUGAUGAAUACUUUCAAUCAUCUGUCCAGUUUGCAGUUACAGGAGGAGCAAGAUUUUCUAAAUCUGGAAAUCAGCAAGUGGCAACAUCCCUUGCUAACUGGGUUUUCAAGGAAAGUGGAGUACUUCGCGUAGGGGAAGUAAAACAUCAUCUUGCAGGAGAGACAUCCCCACCUGCUGCAUAUACUAUUGGAGAUGUUGUUGUCUACACAAUUGAGAUAGAAGAGCGUGUCAAUGGAAAGUGGAUCCCAUUCAAAGGAGAUGAUGUCCAGAUGGAAUUUGUCAGAAUUGACCCAUUUGUUCGUACCAAAUUGAAAAGGAAAGAUAACAAGUUCCAUCUUCAGUUCAAACUUCCUGAUGUCUAUGGCGUUUUUACCUUUAAAGUUGAUUAUGAACGUGUUGGGUAUUCCUUCUUGCAUAGUCACAGACAGGUUUCAGUUCGACCUCUGCAACAUACACAGUAUGAACGUUUCAUAUUCUCUGCCUAUCCUUAUUACACCAGUGCAUUCUCCAUGAUGGCUGGGUUGUUCUUUUUCUCUUUCGUUUUCCUGUAUCAUCGUAAUGAAAGCAAGACCAAAGAAGACUAGGAAAAGUGUACAAUUAAAAAACUUUGUGUUUAAAAUAAUUUAGCGUAAAAGAAUGCUUUUAAUAAACUGUUUUUACAACC
Molecule: messenger RNA, 1432 nt
Organism: Dendronephthya gigantea
Lineage: Eukaryota; Metazoa; Cnidaria; Anthozoa; Malacalcyonacea; Nephtheidae
Product: dolichyl-diphosphooligosaccharide--protein glycosyltransferase 48 kDa subunit-like
Exons: 11
Coding region: 18-1352 (444 amino acids)
Cellular component (GO): oligosaccharyltransferase complex; endoplasmic reticulum membrane
Source: RefSeq, a predicted model, not a curated record